Messenger RNA from Trypanosoma rangeli, 1530 nucleotides. RefSeq lists its product as uncharacterized. NCBI's taxonomy places the organism in Eukaryota, Euglenozoa, Kinetoplastea, Trypanosomatida, Trypanosomatidae. The record is from RefSeq and is a predicted model, not a curated record. Bases 1 to 1530 code for a protein of 509 amino acids. The transcript has a single exon.
AUGGGCUGCUUUGACAUCAUUCUGUGCAUUGCUCCCCCAGCAUUCGGCGGUGAAGGGAACUCUUUGCCUGAGGAGCAGUCUAGGCUUGCAUUGGAGGGUCUCGCGAGUCGUGUCGAUCAGGUGCUGAGUCAUGCCACUCCCCGUCGUAUAGUGAGCGCCAUUGCCGCGCGUGUCCGUUCCGCUCCCGCCUUCUCUCAUCAGAUGAAUAUUCUUGUUGGUGCUGAAUGUUCCAGGGAAAUUCUUCUGGGGCUCCUUUAUGAACUUAUUUACCAGCAUCAUGGAGAUGAUGCUCUGCCCCUGCAGUGUAUGUUUUUUGCGUCUGACCAGUCUUCGAUACGGUGUGAAACUGUCGGUCAAGAGGCGAUGGGGUCUGUGAUGGAGUUGGUGCGUGGGAUGGGGCAUAUUGUAUUGGUUGCACUGAAAUUUAGAGGUCGAACGAUGACCCUCGUUGUGGUGGAGCAGCUAUCUACAACUCUUAUUGCUUCCAUGCUGGGUUGUGUAUGGUGCAACCUGUGGCUCGUACAGGGCAGCCUUGACUCUGUGGAGCGCUCCAUUUCAGUGCUGCGGGAGGCGCUUUCCGUGCUGGACGCUGUGGAGGGCUUCUGCAACCUUCCGGAGGACACGAUCGCGGGGAGAGCAGAUGUGGGGGCAGUUUUACAGACAGAUGUCCUGUCGGAUGAGGAGGCGCAGCGUCUUGCCGCACGCUGGCAACAGUUUACCCUGGGACAUGAAACGAGGUAUGACUACAGGCGUCUUGCGGACGAAAAUGCGGCGCUGCGCAUUGCACGCACAGAACUGCAGGUUCGUCUGGGGAAGCGGGAGGAGUGCUUCGCCAAGGAAAUUGAAGUCAAGGAGCGUGAAAUAGCACGUCUACGACACUUGUUGCGGCAAACCGAGGUGAAUUGGGAGAAACUGAACACAGCUGAGGCGAGAGGCAUGCAACUGGAGUCACGCCUCGAUGAAAAAGACGAUAAGUGUCGACUUCAGAAGGACCAAAUGGAGGUGUGUAGGCAGAUGCAACCAAUAGAAAUGGAUUGUCACAACGGACCGGAGCAACUGAGUGACGGAAUUGACUCCGAAAAAGAUGGGGAGAUUAUAAACCGGCUUAGGCAGGAGUUGUCAGAGGCGCAGGCGAGGUUGUGUCGCGUGGAGCAACAGUGGGAGGCGUUAAAGGAAGAGAAUUUGCAGAAUGUCAUGGAAUUUCAUGAGAGAGAAAAGGAGUGGCAAGUAGAGUUGAAGCGGGGGGAAGAUGAACGGGGGAUCCUUGCGGAGGAGUGCCGUCAACUCCGCUCCGUUGUAACCUCCCAAGGCUCCAGCCUGGACCUCGUCAAGGAGGCUAUUGAAUCCACGCGUUUGCUUCAAGAGCAGGAAUUGGAUGAUCUUUUGAAAAAAAUAAGGGCCCUUUCCUCGGCCAGUGCAUAUGCAAGCCAUCGGCGUGUUUCGCCGCGCCGUGGAAAACACUUGGAUUUUUGGAACGGCCUGCGGUUGCUCUCGCCAUUGCCCAUUGUCAAGGACUGUUAUUCAUCUUGA